Molecule: messenger RNA, 6689 nt
Organism: Enhydra lutris kenyoni (northern sea otter)
Lineage: Eukaryota; Metazoa; Chordata; Mammalia; Carnivora; Mustelidae
Product: AT-hook transcription factor
Exons: 22
Coding region: 1536-5810 (1424 amino acids)
Biological process (GO): neuroblast division in subventricular zone; neuroblast delamination; epithelial to mesenchymal transition
Cellular component (GO): centrosome
Source: RefSeq, a predicted model, not a curated record
AGUCCUGUGGGGAGCAGGCCAUAUGGGCGUUUCACAAAUCUGGCCAAAGUCAUUUAUUCAUGAGCUCUGUGCCAGCUGGGCCAUGGGCCAGGACAUUAGGUACUUAGUCUCAUUUAUCAUCCCAAUGAUUCUGUGAAAUCAGUAUUACCCCUUGUUUUACAGAAAAAGAAUCUGGGGUUCAGAGAGGUUGAGCUGCUUGCUCAAGGCCACACAGCUUUCAAAGAGAACCUGGAGGUCUCUACCCACGGAGCACAUGUUCCAUAAACCCCUGUACCCUCUAGCCUCCCAUCACCCUGGCGUUUCUACCUGUGUAGGCAAGUGGAAUCAAGAACCCGCAGAUUUAGCGCUAGAAGGUCAUUUCUGAUAACCUCAGAGAUAAUCUCAUUAAGCCCCAAGGUUCCCAAGCUAAGGGCAAGGAAGUCCCCUGUUCGUUAUGACUCAGGCUCUAACUUGGGUCUCCCCUUCCCCAGUUCUUCUUGGCCAGCUCCUGAAAUCCUUACCUGCCCCCCAGACUCCCUGUGGAUUUUCACUAGAGGGUAAAAUCAGCAAUGUGGGCUGGAGGAGUGGGUGACCUUAGGGAGGGUUUUCAUUUCUUUUCCCAAGGAAGGGAGCCACCAUGAAUUCUGAAGUUGCCAGUCAGCCCCUGCUUUCCCCCAAUGGGUGGGUAGCCUUGUGGCCCCCCUGUACCUCUGGGCCCCAGGACGUUGUGUUCAGUCCCAGGGCUUGUCCUGGGCUGCACUGGAAGGCUUGAAGCAAGGCAGACCUACCUUCCAUUCUGGUUCCCAUGCUGAGCCCUUAGGUGGGGCUCAGGAGGGGAUGUGGAGGGAGGCCAGAGGGGACGGCUGAGUGGCGGGCAGGGGGAGUGUGGGUGAGGAUGGCCGUCACUGCGCCAGAGCAUCAGGACCCAAGAGCUAGAGAGAAUGAGUGGCCAGAGGUUCGUUGGGCCCCUGUGGGCCGGAAUGCAGGCUUGUGCCCCUGCACCAGGAUGUGGGCGUGUUUCUGGUAAAAGUACUGAAGCCUGGGGGCCAAAGGAUCUUGUUGUUGUUUGUUUUCAUUUUGGUUGACUGGGAACUAAUCGCUUCCCCAUCUUUGGGCCUCAGUUUCCUUACCGGUAAAUGCUAUCACACUCCUGUCCUGCCCAUUCCCCAAGGCUAUUUGUAAAGCAUCUAGUUCAAGGACAGGAGAGCCGUUUGGAAAAGCUGGUGAAAGGCUCUGUGUGGAACCAGAGCUUCAUUAUCAAGGUAGAACAUUGGCUUAAGGACUUGCGGUUAGUGGGCAGCAAGCUCCCUCCCAAUUUUAUCCUGCACAGGUACUCGUUAUCUCUGCAGGCCCCGGGUGGUGUAGGCUCCCAGCUUUGCUGUUAAGAGGCGGAGCUUUGUAUGCUUCAAUCUUCACCGGAACUCCCCAGCUUUGUGACAGCAGGCAGCAGGUAGGAUGGCCGGUACUGAGAGAAGCUGGCGGUGACUGAGGCGCCCGCAGUGGCAGCUCUGUCUCCUGAAGAUGAGGUGGCCCAGGUGAAGCCCAGGCUAGGUCCCAUGGCCAGCUCCAGGACGGAGGUGCGCUGGCCCGAGCUGGGCCUGGGGAGGGGGCCCCAGCGGCGGCGCUGGGCCUGGGCUGAAGAGGAAAAGGAUGCCAAGGGGAGCGGGGGAAAAGAGGGGGCCUUUCCCAAUGCCACCAGCCCCGAGCUCCUGGAAGACUUCCGGCUGGCCCAGCAGUGCCUUCAGCCGCUGGAGUGGGACCCGCGGGCUGCUGAGAGCCAGGAUUCCGAAUCGGGAGAGUCUGCGGGAGAGGAGUUUGAAGCAGAGAAUGUGGACAGCCCAGAAAGUUCCAACUUGCCUCUCAACUGGCUCCCCGAGCAGGAUCCUCACCUGGCCAUGACUGAAAAGGAGCUGGAGGAAACCCUUGGAGGUCCUGAGGUGCAGGAAGCUGGAGACAGUUCCCCAAGAUUGGAGUAUGAGACUGGUCUCAGCUCAGGGGGCAAUGGAAACACCAACCCCAGGGCUCUGGGAUGGGGUCAGGACAUGGGCUGGGUGGCCUCUGGCAAACAAGCCAGUGGAGACAAACAUCCAGAACAUUCUGAGGACAACCCAACUGUUGACCUCAGCUCUGCAAGGUCCUGGAGCAGUGGGACCGUGAGCCUCGACCACCCCAAUGACAGCCUUGAUUCUACCUGGGAAGGAGAAACUGAUGUCCCCCAGCCCGCGGGCCUGGCAGAAACCUUACCACAAAACUCCAGCCACCACCUCCUAAGCCCAAACACCAGCACUGGAGGAAGUGUUGCUCUGGCAACCCCCACAGAAUUCCAAGACUCCUCGGUACCCCAGGCCCAGAGCCUCCAGGGUCCAGCAGAUAAGUGGAUAGAAAGUACCAGCCUCUCCUACCCUCAGUUGGGGGACGAAGCCUGGAAACGGACACGGACAUCCCCUAAGACACUCCCUUCUCGAUUCACUGGCUCUGUCAGCCCCCUGAAUCCACCUAGGUCAGGCCGGCAAGACAGGCUGCCGCCCAGGCAGGGAGCCACUCUGGCUGGCCAUUCAUCUUCUGAUGCCUCCAAGUAUGGGCGCGGGCAGCUGAACUACCCACUCCCUGAUUUCUCCAAGGUGGGACCCCGGGUAAGGUUCCCCAAAGAUGAGAGCUACCACCCCCCCAAGGCCAGGAACCACAGCAGGCAGCCCCAGGGCCCUGCCAGGCCGCUGAUCUUCAAGUCUCCUGCUGAGAUCGUGCAGGAGGUUCUGCUGAGCAGCGGAGAAACCUGCCCGGCCAAGGACCCACCUGCUACACACCCCAUCACCAGGGUACCCCAAGAAUUUCAGACACCUGAGCAAGCCACCAAGCUGGUCCAUCAGCUCCAGGAGGACUACCACAAGCUCCUCACCAAGUACGCUGAGGCUGAGAACACCAUUGACCAGCUGCGCCUUGGGGCCAAGGUAAACCUGUACUCGGACCCGCCCCAGCCCAGCCACAGCAUCCACACAGGGACGGUGCCCCAGGGGACCAAGGUCUUGUCCUUCACCAUCCCACAACCUCACUCUGUGCUGCGGUGGUCGGGCCCUGCCGAAGCCCCACAGACCCCUGGGGCCUCAGGGUGGCCGUCUGCUCAAGGAGACCUGAGCCCGUCCUCGUCUGCCCCAGCGUGGCUUCUGGAGAACCCAGGCAUCACCCAGGACCAGCCCUCAGCAGAGCAGACCCAGGAGUUGGCCUCUCAGGCCCGCCGGUUCAUGGCCAAGGUGGAGUCCUUUGCAGGACUGAUACAGGCGGGACGGCUGACGGCCCAGGACCAACUCAAGGUGUUCCAGCACCUAAAGGCUGCCCACGCAGCCCUGGAAGAGGAGUACCUGAAGGCCUGCAGGGAGCAGCCGCUGGCCCAGCAGCUUGCCGGAUCCCAGGGGAUGCCUGGAAAAUUCGAUCCUGGCAGGGAGCUUGAGGAGGAGAUAUUCCAGCUGGGAAUUCGCCUGGAAGAGCUGAAGGACCACAUGGACCAGAACCAGCAGGAGCCUGGGCGAGUCGGGUCAGACUCCCCUCCGGACAGCCUCCCAGCCUCGCCCUCCCUGUGCCAACCAGCAGGCCUGCCUUCUCCUUCAGGACAAGCCCCCACUGCCACCGUCCAGACCCUCUGCCCUCAGCCUGCCGCCGCCAGCAGCAUGGGCCCCUAUGCUUCAACCGUGAACGUGGAGCUUAGCCCUGCGAGCAGUGAGGGGAACAGGCCCUUGGGCCUUUCGGCCUCACUCAGGCAUGAGGAGCUGGAGGUGGAGCAGGGUCUCCAUGGCCGCCUGGAGCGAUAUCUCAGCACGACGUCCCUCCCAGAAGCCGUGAGGAUAGAGGACGAGGACGAGGAGGAGGAGGAGGAUGGGCAAGGCCAUAGAGUGGAAGUUGAUGGGCCAGCUCCAGCUCUAGGAAACUCCAAGGCCACCAGGAUCCCCAUACGGCGGCUCCCAGCCCUGGACAAACGACGUCACGGGGCCCCUGUCACGGAGACAGCGGAACAGAUAGGGUCCGCGAAGCUGGCAGGCAUCCAUGCAUCCGCGGCCAGAAAUGGGCACCUACAGGGCUCAGACAAAGCCAUGGCAGCUUCUCCAGGCCCGAGCAGGCCGCCUCACCCUCAGGGCACCAAGACCAUGGGAUCGCACCGGAGCAGUCUGACCAGCUUAGAGGGAAGCGGCAUCUCUGAGCACCUUCCACAGAAGUCUCUGCGCCAAGCUGGGGGGUCCCCUCCAGAGGAAUCCUGGAUGGUGUCCCCAGAGACAGACAGUGGCUUUGUGGGCUCAGAAACCAGCAGAGUGUCGCCCCUCACCCAAACACCAGAGCACCGACUCUCCCACAUCAGCACCGCGGGAACGUUGGCCCAGCCUUUUGCUUCAUCUGAACCUCGGGAUGCAGCCUCCCACCCCCAGACCAGGGCUCCUCCAGUCCCCAGAAGAGCCAUGGAACCCAGCACACCCAGGAGCCAAGCCCAAAGGCGACCCUUGGGCCGGACCAGUCCUCUGCGGCAGCGGGCACCGAGCCUCCGCGCAGAGCGGGCGCUAGUGGCCGAGAUGGCGGUGCCUGGCUCAGAGUUCAAGGGACGAAAGCAGGUUUCCGAACAGCUCCCCCGCAACGCGACAGUCAGCCCCCCGCCCACCCUGACCCCUGAGGCUGCCACUCUGCCUCCUGGACCCUCAGAGAGCGCCCGCACCUUCCUCCUCACCAGGACAGGGCGAGACCAGGCCAUCCGAGAGCUGCAGGAAGAGGUCUCCCGGCUCCGUCUGCACCUGGAAGACAGCCUGCACCAGCCAGCCCAGGGCAGCCCGACGCGCCCCAUGUCCACCCUCAGCCGCCCCACCCAGGUCCGGGCCCGGCCUGCAGAUGCCUCUGUUUCCUGGGGCUCCCACUAUGGCAGUAGAUCCACAGAGAGAUUGUCUGCUGAGCCCGCAGGGGGGGAGCGAGCGGAGCACGCAGGAAGGCGGCGAGCCAGGUCUUCCUCGGUGCCUCGGGAGGUGCCGCCGCUGUCCCUGAGUUCCGAAUCUGAGCCAGCCUCCCCCCAGCGGUUCUCUGAGAAGAGCCAGGCCACCGAGGACAGUGCCCAAUCCACUCGGGACAGAAUGAAAGGAGCUGGUGGCACCAGGCGGCCAGACAGGGUCUCCUUCUGGGGCCAGUACACAGGCAAGGAGUACCAUGUUCUGACCCCCAAGACGGCCCCAAGACGCAGUGGCUCAGUCUCCUGUCCCCAGUGCCGACCCGCCAGGACCCGGGAAUCAGCUGGCAGUGUCACCAGGGACCCACCAGGACCGUCCCCGACUGAUCCCCUGCAGUGCCCCCUGUGUGGUCGAGUCAGGCUGCCCCCAGCGACGGAUGGCCCAGACUCAGCCGCCUCAGGGCCAGACAAGGCUGCCAGCAGGAGAAACAAACGCCCAGCCUCCAGCCCCACGCAGCGGAGCAAGCGCGCUGGGUCGCCGGCCCGGCCACCCCCGGGACUGUGGUAUCUGGCAGCUGCGCCCCCAGCACCCGCCCCUGCUGCCUUGGCCUAUGUCUCCUCGGUUCCCAUCAUGCCUUUUCCAUCAGCCACUGUGUACUAUGUGCCUCCAGGACCUACCUCUGCCUCCUCAGCCCACUCAGCCCCUGCUGACUGGCCCCCCUCAGCCCCCUCCCGAGCGGCCAGGGGGCAGCGACGCUCCAUCCAGCUGGACCUGGAGGACCUGGAGGAGCUCAACACGGCGCUCGCAGAAGCCAUGCAGGCCGCUGAGGGCAUCCGCUCCACCACCAAGCACAUGAGCCGCUCCCUGUCCGCCGACCUGCGCCAGACCCGAAGCCUGCGGGGCUCCUGCCUCUUCUGACUUUCCCAGAGACCCAGAACCGGCUGGCGGGCGGGCUGCUGCUGCCCCCCGGGCAGGGGGUCGGCUGGAGUCACUGCUGAAGGCCCCACAGGCCCCUCCUGAGAGGUGUCCUUCUAGCUCAGGCCUUGCCUGCUGGGUGUCUCCACUGCGCAAGGAGUGUUGGCCCGGUCGUCCGGAGAGGGAACUUCCUGGGGGCCCAGCCCCUAUAGGAAGUGCUGGGACCUCGGCUGCUUCUGCCCAGAUGCGAUCUUUGGGGUCUCCUGGUCCUGCACCGUCCGCCUCUGGCUAAUAAUACGUAUUUCAUAUACAGACGGACAGAUUUGUUUUGAAGCGGAGUUUUCCUGGUCUUUGGUCCAACCUACAAGGCCAGAUAAGAAGGGCUCGGGCCUCGGUCUCUGGUGCAAAUGAGUCUCCUCGUCCAGGACCCGCCGCUCUGGAGUCGGCAUCUCGGGGAAGGGAUGUCCGGACACUUUCCCCCUAGUGACUGGUGGCCAGUAGAGCACUUUGGGACCAUUGAAAUGUCAAGAUGUCAGGCCCCUAGGAGGACGUGCACCCAGCUUCUCCAUGGUCAGAGAGUCCUUUCCCGUGGGCCUGCUGGGAAGAGAGAUCCUCACUCCCCGGGGGACCCGGAAGCCAUCCACCAUGGUCCCUCUCUGUAGCUCAUCCCGACACCCCCAGCUCUGUCUCUGGGAUCCCUGUGGAACCUGGCUAGCUAGUGGGCAGCUCCCUGCCGGGCCGCACUGUACAGCCGGGAGGCCAGCCCCUGUCGUGCUCCCCACCUCGUAGCAGCGUGUACCUCAGCUUUUCUGGAACGUGUAUGCAUCGGUGAUAUUUGUAUAUUUGAUGCGUUUAAAAAUCUAUUUUCGUUAUGAGGGCAAA